UUGAUAAAUAGUAGAGCAGCUGAUAUCUUGAUAACGUCCGCGCCACCUAUACUUAACACAGCAAAACUAAACUUAACUUAGUUAAGAACCAUUAAGAAUAUUCAUCCGCUAGGUGUCAACUGUUGACCUAGUUCCCUCGCCUAGUAAAAAUAGCGGUCGACAAUAGCUCAAACACUAUUUAUAGUGCGUAUCUAAAAAAAUCUCAAAUCACACACUGUUAUCUCGGUUGUUUUUUUUCGAAACAUCACUCGAAUACCGUCCGUGUGUCAGUCACGUCGUGGUCCGUACGGCGCAAGUCUGGAGCCCACCUAUACAACACAAGUGCUACCGUAAUCGAUAAAACCUCGCGUGAAAGACAGUCAGUUGUUUUUUCGUGAAUACCAGUGCCCUUUUAGUUGCCGCUAGAGAUUUUAGUUUAGUAAACAAGGGAACAUGUUAUAUUAGUGUUUUAAAGUGUUAGAAACAAUGGAAAGUGUUAAGAGGUACAUAAGGAGUGAGUCUGCGAGUUGCGCUCAUAUGGUUGAAGAAAGCACGGCGAAUAACAGGAAGACGGCAGACCCCCACGAGAAGCUGAAGGCUUUGUUGAACUCCCCUGAUGACGAUACGGACGACACCUUGCCUCCAUCAGAUGCUCCUAAAUUCGGGACAGUUAUACACAAUAGAAUUUUCGUGGGAGGCUUCUCUUUGACCACGACUGAUGAGGACCUGUGGAAGUUCUUCUCAGGGUUCGCGACGGUCACAGCAGCCAGGGUGAUCUACGACAGAGCUGGCGUCUCCAAGUGUUACGGCUUCGUCACAUUCGCCAGCCCCAGGGUCGCGAGGCUGAUCGUUAAACAGAGCGGGGGAGUGAUGUUCUCGCCGCUGGGGCGACUGCGGGUGGCACAGGCUGUCAGGAAACAGAUGAGUCAACUCCCAGUGCUAGGGUCCGAGGCAGCCCCCCUGCAGGCUCCACUAUGCUACCAGCUGCUGUGUGCUCCACCCCUCGCGCCUCUGCAGCCGUGCGCGCCAUGCGAGCUGCCUCCACCACCGUAUGCUGUGUACCCGCUGCCGUUUGAUACUACCCCAGCGAUCUACGGACCCCCAGCUCAGUACGCGCUGGUGCCAGCUCCAUACAGCACUCCAUGCUGUGAGCCCUCAUGCUGUGCACCCCUCGACAAGCAGCCCCGGGUGCCGCCGCCACCGUUACACCCCGCGUUCAUUUACUAGACUCACCCCCCAAGAAAUAUAUUAAAGGCAUUCUCGUUUAGAUUUGGAAGUACUUAAAAAAAAUACAACUGAUGGUGGAGUUAAGGUAUGUUUGAGAGAUAAAGAACAUGAACCAGCUAUCGAUAGUAAAAUAGAGGAACAUAAUAACACCUGUAUGGUAUAAAGCCUAUUGUGAGCGAAUCGUGAGUACAGAUGCUGUGAAUAGUCUAUUUGAAUGUACAGCUGUAACAAAGUAUACAAAAACCGAGCAAAAGAUACCGCAAGAUACGAAACCUUAACAAGAUAAGGCCACAACAGCAAUGCAUCUUGUAAAGAUAACGUAGUAUUUGUCAAAAUAUUAACAUUCUCUAUUUGAAAUAAGAUUUUUUCCGCUGUCACGAUAAUAUCUCCUAAAAAUACUAUCAAUAAUUCUUAUAGCCAAUGUCUUUGAUAUAUUUCUUCUCAUAACAUCAUUCGCGAAGAAGGUUAAGUUAAUAUUGUUCAGCUUCUUCGAUGUAUUCCAUCUUGAUUGCUCAAGUCUUCCAAUCCAGUUCAUGCUCAUCUUCAGACAUAACUCCUCUAUGAAUAAACUGUCUGUGAGUUUGUUUGUGACUAAUCUACGGACAUCCAGCUGCGAUGGUAUAAGUGUUCAAGUUGUCACGUUUGUUUACAUUUCUCUGAUUGUCUGGUCGCUUUUAUUUAUAGACGUAAGUACCUAUAUUUAGCUUCAACCUGGUAUAUUUAAGAAACCGUGGAUUCACGUGCUAUCAUUAUUACUAUAGUGAAUUUUAUUGGUGUAUCAAAUUGCUGUUUGAAUCAAAUAACCUUGAUCAUUCCGUGUCGUGACUUUCAAGUUUAGAUAAAAAUAAUUAUGUCAUCCAAAUACCUACAACGAUCUAAAUGUGACAUGCUUGUAAUAUCUGUGUUAAAUUUUCAAAAUAUUUAUGGAAUUUAUUCUGAAUUUAAAGUAAUAGUUACCAAA
This is a messenger RNA of Helicoverpa armigera (cotton bollworm), 2167 nucleotides long. RefSeq names its product protein boule (gene Boule). Gene Ontology annotation, molecular function: translation activator activity; mRNA 3'-UTR binding. The record is from RefSeq and is a predicted model, not a curated record. Gene Ontology annotation, biological process: positive regulation of translational initiation; 3'-UTR-mediated mRNA stabilization. Lineage: Eukaryota; Metazoa; Arthropoda; Insecta; Lepidoptera; Noctuidae. Gene Ontology annotation, cellular component: cytoplasm. The transcript is spliced from 4 exons. The coding region runs from base 466 to 1206 and encodes 246 amino acids.